Molecule: messenger RNA, 6155 nt
Organism: Saccostrea echinata
Lineage: Eukaryota; Metazoa; Mollusca; Bivalvia; Ostreida; Ostreidae
Exons: 12
Coding region: 404-5494 (1696 amino acids)
Biological process (GO): negative regulation of transcription by RNA polymerase II
Cellular component (GO): nucleus
Molecular function (GO): protein binding; transcription corepressor activity
Source: RefSeq, a predicted model, not a curated record
UCAGCGCUCCCCGAUUUGUUUGCAUUUUCGUACUUUUUCCAAUCUUACUCCAGGAAAAACGUAUUGGAUAUAGAUUUUAACCGAUGUAGCUCUUGGAAACGUUUGCUUGGUAUGUAGAGUGGAAAAUGUCGUCUGCUAUAGUUCACGGAUGUAUUCCAGAUAUAUAAAUGCAGCGAAUCGGCCACGUUUUUAAUAUAUAUUUACACCACACGAUCAGAAAAAUGGGGUCACGUCCGUUGUGAGUUCCCAUCGUAGAAUAACAGAACUCAAUGUGUGAACAAGGGUGGCGAAAAUAAAGAAUUAGAAUUAAUAAGUUAAUGAUGGAAUUAUUUACAAUCAAGCAGAUCGACGACUUUAUUUAGGCUAAACCUGACAGUUCUUACUGCAAAGCGUAACUCUCAACAUGUAUUGGUCAGCACAGUCAUUGCAAGACGACAGCAUCGUAGAUGCUUCUGGCAAUAAACUCGAACAAGUGACGACUAAUUCAAGCAAUCUUGACCGUUCCAAAGAAAGACAUUUAACAUCUACUCCUUUGGAUCUCUCGGGAUCGUUCACCGAUUCACAAAAUCCACGAGAAGUGGAAAGUCCUUUGGAUUUAUCAUUGAAAACGAGAAAACGCCAAGCAGACUCUACAGAAAUAAGGGAAAUGUAUCUUGCUCAUCAACAAAUGUAUCCUUUUGGAAAAAGACCAUGUGUAAAUGUGACACAAUCUCAAAUGCAAUACCUUCAAAAGCCUGUAGCUCAAAAAGUUUUACAAGGACCAAGUACUAGCAGUUAUGGAGAUCAAAGACAGGCAAUGGAUCGGCAUAUAUCGCUUCAAAGACAGUACUUAGAACAUACUAAUGUUAUAGAACGUAGUCAUCAAGCACUUGAACAGAGACAUGCUUUGGAACAAAGACAAGCGUUUGAACAAAGGCAAGUCCUAGAACAAAGGCAGGUUCUUGAACAUAGACAGAUGCUUGAACAGAGAAAAACUAUUGAAGAUCGUCAGCGACAAGUUAUGGAAGAAAGACAACGACAAGCGAUGGAGGAGAGACAAAGGCAGAUUAGGGAAGAAAGGCAUCUUCCACAAGGGUAUAGCGACAGUUACUACAAGAAACAUCCACCAAGCACGGGUUAUCAAGAGAUACAACAAGACAUGUUACUGCCACAGAGAAACUCUAGUCAACAAGAUAUCUCUUUGGUGAAACAAGGCGUGGGUACACCUUGGCAGACUCAACAAAUUGUCCAAAAUAAAUCUUUAGCUCAAGAACAUUAUCGGAGAUCAUCUCAGAUCCGCUAUUCAAGUAGAAUGAAGAAUCCAAGUUCAGAUGAACAGUACUACGCCAUGCUCCAAACUAUUCAGAAACAAAAUGCAGCAAAGAAACAGCAGAUGGAAAAAGAACGUCUCUUUGCAGAAAGGACAGUUAGAAUGCAAGAAUCAUUAACUGCAACGCAACCGAAACUUACUCCAAAAGUCAGCACAAUGUCUCAUCCAGCUCCCUUCUUGGAAAGACCAGCACAGGCUUACUUGCAAAAGCCAUCAUUGAAUAACGAUAUUAAUUAUAAUCAGCAAUUGUGGAAAGCAGGGUUUACUGAAUCAGCACAACAACGUAUGAUUGUUGAAGCAGCCCAACAACAACACAAUGUAGAAAGUCCCCAUGCAAUUAGCAUUGGGAAGCACAGAAACACGAUGGCUUCUUACAACGUUAACAUAAAGCAAGAGCAUCCCGAUCUGUUGCCCGCAAGUGGAUACAAAAAGCAGUUAGGAAAUGAUAUGCCUGUACAAAUGGAACAGAGGCACCCUUAUUUGGGUCAAGCAUCCCAGAUUCAACAUUCCUCAAACACGCUAAAAGAGGUAAUGAUUGCUGGUAACCCUCAUCAAAUGAAAGGGUUACGGAAUUCUGGUUCUAGAGCAUCUAUGUCCUCAGAAAUUCAGAUGCCUCACCAAACAGAGAGGUCAAUAAUGAAGGGAACUAGUGGGGUAUAUGGUGUAAAUGGAUUUCAGAAAUCGGCAUUAAAUAAGGUGUCUUUAAAACAAUUUUCAACACAUGAAGGAAUCACGAAACAUAAUAGUGAAUGCCAAAAAUCUUGCGAUGGGCACGAAGUACCCGUUUCUAGUCAUAAAUCAUCAACAGUAGAUCAAUAUUCAAAACAGAGACAACUAAGUAAAGCACAAAGAGAAGAACUAGGAAAAAAGAAAGAAAGUGACGACCCCUUAAACGACAAUAGGUUAGUCACACAACUUUUUAGAGGAAUCAUAACACACAAAGGAGGGACGUUGUUAAACGAAACAUUGAAGCAAAGAGAGGAAACGAAAGUUCCUCGUGAAGACAUAAAAGCACAGGAAUCGGCAGGGUCCAAGACAGGAGAGGUUUCCGAGCGCUUAUCAUCUCCACUUUCAAUAUCGAUACCAAACGCCUCUAACUCAUGUAAAACAGAGGAAAAACUGGAAAGUAAACCACGACCGUUCUCCAAGAAACAAUUAAUCAUGAACGCAGUUAACAGAGACGAAGAUCUUCGGAAAAUUGUUAGCAAUUCGGAAAAACCAAAAACUGUUAUUUUUUCCAAUCCAGAUAUCAAAAGAUCUCAAACUACAUCCCCCGUUGGCCCCGAAUCCCCUAAAAUGCCAACUUUAAGUCCCCAACAAAAACUUCAACCGUCUUGUCUGUCUCAACAGGUGACGGAACCACCUACCCUUGACAUUGAUGGUUCCCAGAAACACGAGUCCUGUUUACGUUCUGGUCCCACUUCGUUCUGUCAGGAUAAAAAAAGACUGAGGCUUUUGUCAUCACUCCCGAAGAAAACUCAGCCUGUCAUUGAAGACGACGAAGAGGAAGAAGAUUCCGGUGAAACUCAAAACGAGGUUUCCAUACACGCCAACAGUGUGUUUGCAAAGAGGCCUUUCUUGCACUACAAAAAGAUACCUAUUGCCAAUGUUGCACCGAUGGUUCACGAAAAUUCCACAGAAGAGCAAAAGGAUACUCCUCCCAUUGUCUCAAAUGGAAGUACUGGCCAAAAACGAAAGCUGGAUGAAACAUUUGACAAACAUAUAACUUCCUCAAUCAAAACAUAUUUGAAUGAAAAUUCUGAAACAACAGUCAAUUUUUCAAGAGAAAACGAAACACAUUUGAGUGUUAUUAAUAAUAUUAAAGAAAGGGAACAAAUUAUUAAGAGCAGACGAUUGUCGGAUUCUGAAUGUGUGCUCAAAUCCUCGGAUGGUUGUGAUCGGAAUUACAAGCCGCUGAAGAUAGAGAGACGUCAUAAGUCUUUGAUUCAAGAAUCAAGUUCCAGUCGAAGAAUACCAGAACUUAAGAAUUUUAUGACAACAGAUAACGAUAAGACAGACAGUCGUUCUACAUUCCACGGUAGAAUCUGCUCUACAUCAAAGACACAGAAAAAGGCAGACGACAUUCGUCGCCGAGCGCGGGAAAGACAUCAACAACGUCAGAGAAAUAAGCAGAUUCAGGAAAAUCAAUCUCUCUAUAUCAAAAGCAGACGGCAUAGCCAGGAUAAAGCUCGAGGAUUUAUCGAUUUCAAACCGGAAGUUCUCGUCAAUCGAACUCGAACCAAAACUUGUAAAACUGAAAUUCCGUCAGACUCUGACGAUAAAACAGAAGAUGAAGGAGACAUCAGACGAUUCAAAAAACGUGUAUAUAAGAAAUCAGGACAAAGAAAUAUUCGCAAAGAUACCUUGCAAAAAAAGAAAGAAGGCGGCAAAGAAGUUAGAAAUGGUACAGAUAGUUCAACGGGUAUUUCGCUGAAAAUUGCCUCCAUUGCUCUUACUGAUUGUGUGAAUAAGAACUUACUGGACACUAACUCUGGAGAAGGAAAUUCUAAUGAUGGACCAAGUCAAUCAAAACAGGGAACACAGGAAGCGGAAAAGAAGGUUUCCGCAUCUGCGCAGCCGGAAGUGGAUUCCCUUGGUGUGCCUAUGAAAUUACUCAUCCGUCCAAAACAGAAGCGAAGAUUCCGGAGGAGAUCAAGUACGAAAAGAAUAGGAAAAUGUCGCAGACGAAGAACGAAGUUCCGGAAGAAGGAAAUCACGAAGAAAAAUAUUGUUCCGUUGACGUUUCAGGAUGAUAUUGAGGAUGACGUCUUCGCAAAUGAUGACGUCCUUGGACUGUCAAGGAAUGUGGACACUUCAGAUGAUCUACCACAUACCAGCGCUACAAUUCCUGGAGUGGGCCAAGAAAUCAAGAAACUAGUGGUGUGUAAAGACACUGGAGAAACAAUGUUGCAUCGAGCUGCUCGACUGGGACAUCUGGAUGUGGUUGUAUAUUGCCUACAGUCAGGGGAUGUUGAUGUUAAUACGAAGGAUAACGCGGGUUACACACCUCUUCACGAGUGCUGCGUCAGCGGAAACUUGGAAAUAGCACGCUUGUUGUUAUCACGUGGUGCAAACGUCAACUGCGCAUCACAAGAUGGAAUUAGACCCAUACAUGAUGCUGUGGAAAACGACAAUGUUGAGAUGGUCCGUUUGCUUAUCGUGUAUGGGGCGGAUCCAACUUUAGCAACAUAUACUGGUGCUUCUCCCCUGAAAAUUGCACAUAGUGAUGGCAUGAGGUCGCUUAUUACCGGAUAUUUAGGCGAUAUAAACGGAUUCUCAGGGGACCAGAUAACGACUGUGUGGGAGUUCGAUCUAUACGGGUCAGGUUGUUUACCUGAGACCGAGGUAUUCAGUGAUAUACCGGAAGAUCCUCCAACAGAAUCAAAGGACCAAUAUCUAGAGGAAGCCUCGCUUCCUUUAUUUCCAGUGAUCAGAAUUCAAAAUGGCGAAAUCAAUAGAUCAGAAUCGUUUGUGCUGGUGAGAGAUGUAUGCGAAUUCUACAGAGUCAAACCAUCUGACGCAUUGAAUCAUUUGGAACAUUUAAGCAUCAAUGAACUGUCUAAAGACGAUAUUUUACAGAAUAAGGAGAACUGCCUUCUAUUUCAAAAAUUGUCCAUGUUAUCAGCAACACAACUACCUGCUAUAAGUGAGGGUUCUGUUGGGGACUUGAUACAGACUUGUAAAAAAUUGUCUAAUGGUGCUGAAACUACUGUUACAAACCCUUCACCAUCAAAAAGUGCACAGAAAGAAUCACUUCUGCUCACAGCCAGAACCAGCACAACAAAAAGUCCUCAAAAACAAAAUAAUACACCGACAAAAUCCUACAAACACUCACCAAAAAACUUUUCUAAAGAAAAAACUUCUGAACAAAAGACUGUAAUUGCUAAAAGCAAUUUGCAGAAGGAUUCUUCAAAAACUCUGUCUUACAAGAAAAAGUUAUUCUCAGAGGACUGGUCAUCAAGUAAGCCCUCUACAAGCGGGCAUGUUAAAGACAAAAGUCAGUCAGGGAUUGUUAAAAGUAAACCGUCCCUAAAUGUAUUCGAUCUGACCUCUACUGAUGAGUCCACUGACGAUGAAUUUCACACCUGGGAACCGAAUACUGAUCUCAAAGUUGUCAAGUAUCGACAUGACAACAUCGAAUUAGUUUCCAAGUCGUCUGCUUCAAAGAUUAAGCGCAAAAAUUAAUGUGGUAUAUAUGAAGUUAAAUUAGAACAAACUAUCUAAAUUUGGUAGAAUAUAUCUGGUGUGUUUGUAACUUCGUUUCUUUUUAAAUGUACAUUUCCUAAAAUGGUCAUAUAUUGGUAUGUCUGUGUUAGUUUCACGUAAGAGUGAAAAAGUCUUUAAGGCAUAGGGCAUUGAUUAUUGUCCAGUGGACAUUAAAUCACGUCAUGUAAACUUGUGUCAAAUGAACAUUUACUGGGUGCUAUGGGAAAACAUUCAUUUUUCAAGAUUGUGCAUGGCAUAAUAAAAACUACAAAGGUCAUAUGACUGUUGACAUGAAUUCAUUGACGGAUCUGAUUUUCUGGUGCUUUGUUGUUUGUUUCCUUCUUUUAUGUUGUCUUUCAUUGUUCCUGUUACAUUGUCGUUAAAUGUUGGCAAUCCAUAAUCUAUCAUCUUAAUUAAUUUACCGAUCAUUUUAAUGUGGUUUUGGUGUUUAUGAAAUAAUAUACAAAGGUUAAUUCCUGAAAACAGAAAAUAUUUUACGUUUUAUGGAUUUUUAGAAAAUAAAACAGAUUGACUUUACAUGAAAGUAAUUAAACAUAUUGUGUUACAAUUUAUUGUUAGCAUUUUAUAAGUGAUCAUUAAUUUUACAACGAUUAUUUUAACGUUAAUCUUGUACAUACAU